Drosophila bipectinata is the source of this 2115-nucleotide messenger RNA. It is a transcript of the gene Tsf1, whose product is annotated as Transferrin 1. The record is from RefSeq and is a predicted model, not a curated record. Lineage: Eukaryota; Metazoa; Arthropoda; Insecta; Diptera; Drosophilidae. Gene Ontology annotation, cellular component: extracellular region; early endosome; plasma membrane. Gene Ontology annotation, biological process: iron ion transport.
UCGAGCUUUGUUUGCAUCGAGAUGAGUCCCCGGGUUGAGAUUCUAGUGGUGGCUCUGGUGGUGGGCCUAUGCCAGGUGGCUCUAGCUGAAGAGCCUAUUUAUCGCUUGUGUGUCCCGAAAAUCUAUUUAAAGGAAUGCCAACAAUUAUUGGCCGAUCCCUCGGAGGCUGGCAUCCGAAUGGAGUGUGUCCCGGGACGAGAUCGUGUCGAUUGUUUGGAGCUGAUUGAACAGAGGAAGGCCGAUGUCCUGGCCUCGGAACCGGAGGAUAUGUACAUUGCCUAUCAUCGCAAGAAUGAGGACUUUCGAGUGAUUUCUGAGAUUCGCACCCAACAGGAUAAAGAUGCCCCCUUCCGUUACGAGGGCAUUAUCCUUGUAAAGAAGACCUCUCCCAUUCACACUCUGCAACAGCUACGUGGCGCCAAGUCCUGCCACACUGGCUUCGGACGCAAUGUCGGCUACAGGAUUCCCAUCACCAAGCUAAAGAACACCAAGGUCCUGAAAGUAUCCCUUGAUCCGGAAAUAUCCGCCACGGAGAGGGAACUAAAAGCGCUAUCCGAGUUCUUCAGCGAGUCCUGUUUGGUAGGCAAUUACUCCACGUACCCGAAUACGGAUCGAUCCUUGAAGAAGAAGUACGCCAACCUGUGCGCCCUGUGCGAGAAGCCAGAACAGUGCAACUAUCCGGAUCGGUUCAGUGGCUACGACGGUGCCAUCCGGUGUCUGGACAAGGGCAAGGGCGAGGUGGCCUUCACCAAGGUGCAGUACAUCAAGAAGUACUUCGGACUGGCCGGAGGGGAUACCCCGGCGGAGGGUAAUCCGGAUGAGUUUGAGUAUCUGUGCGAGGAUGGGACUCGGAAGCCGAUCACAGGACCCGCCUGCUCCUGGGCCCAGCGUCCCUGGAUGGGCUACAUUUCCAACGAACAGGCCGUCCGGACGCCCGAGAAACUCGACCAGCUGCAGCACCGACUGGAGCGCUUCUUCGCCAACGGCCUGCAGGCCCAGAACAAGGAUGCCGCCGCCCACUUGCUCAUCCAGCCGAACGCCGUCUACCACAGCAAGGACUCGGCCAUUGAUCCCAAGGUCUACUUGGAGCGUGCCGGCUACAAGGAUGUGAUCGAGCGGGAUGGCAGUGCUAUUCGCAAAAUCCGGCUCUGUGCCCAGAACGAUGCCGAGUUCGCCAAGUGCCAGGCUCUGCACCAGGCCGCCUACUCUCGGGAUGCUCGUCCGGAGCUGCAGUGCAUCCAGUCCGUGGACUGUGUCCUGGCGGUCAGCAAGAAGGAGGCCGAUCUGGUGGUGGUCGAUGGCAAUGGUUGGGCGGGUGCCAGAAGGGAAAACCUGCAGCCGGUGAUCUUCGAGCUGUUGGAUCCUUUGGAGACUCUGGUGGCUGUGGCGCCACCUAGCGUUGGAUACCGCGAUAUCCCGACAGCGGGCGUAAAAUAUGAUGAAACCUCGGAACGUGCCCAGCUCGCCGCUGUCUUCCUGCACGGUGGCCUCGGCGUGGACAAGUGCUCCAUUCGCUCCAAUCCCGAGGGCCAGGUUCACAUAGUGCCCGCCUCCGAGCUGGAGAAGUACAAGGACUACCAGCUGUUGUGCGGAAAGACCGAUCGUCGUCCUGUCACCGACUAUCAGUCGUGUCCUGUGGAAGUCCAACUGCCACAUGCCGUCUUCAUCCGAACGGAAACCACGGCCGUGGAGCAGGAGACCAUCAAGCACCUGUUCUCCGCAUUUUCGGACAAGUUUGGAGCACAUGGCAAGUUCGUGGAUGUGUUUGCCAUUUUUGGAGAAUUCCAGCAAGGACAUCCCAAUGUCUAUUUCGAUGACAAAGCUGUGGCCUUUAUUACGGAAAUCAAAAAUCCUUACCAAGAUGAGCAAAUUGUUCAGCAACUCAAGUGCGAGAGUCGCAAUAAAAUCAAGAAAAAUUAAUUUCCCACACUAGUUGGGAUGAAAUUUAAUAAAAUAUUAUGAAAUAUAUUAAAGGCUAUUCAUGAAAAUAGUUUUACUUUUUUAGUUGGUAAGUGUUUGAUGAAGUUUUUCAAAGUAGAAGUUGAGGUUGAAGUUUUAGAAGAAAAUCUAAUGAAAACACUUUAGAAACUUAAAAUAAAAUAUUUAAUUAUAUUA